UCAGUUAAUGGAAGUACUCAAGUCAUUGACGGUUUCCGACGCCGGUGAAAAUCCUCGUUCGCAGUUAUCACAUCGAUCCAGUAAAUUGGAUCCAAGUGAAGUGAAACACAGUAGUAAUAAAGAGACAUUCACAAUAGAAGAUUUAAACAAACCGUUUGGGAAAGACAUUCCAAACCCUUUCAAUCUAAUUGAGAGGAAUAUACCGAAGGGUAGAAGAGAAUUGUUGCGUUCAGAAUGGGUAAAAAAUAUGGCCAGUUUAAGGUUUCAGACGUGGGGGUUGAAAGGUUAUUGGAGAGUUGAUGAUGACAAGGUCGAGAUGUUUGGCAGAUCAUCAGAGGAAACGGAGCAGUGUAUGCAUCUCCUGAAAGAGACAGUAUUGGAAAGGACGCUCAAACUGAGGAAAGGCUCUGAGUUUAUUGUUGAAUCUGAUAAAUGGCAGCUAAUUACUGGAAACCUGAAGAAGAAAUAUCCAGAUCAGGUUCAAUUUGAAGUCAAGCACGAAGACAGAGAAGUUGUAAUUUAUUCAACAUGUACAAUAAUUUUAAAAGACAGUUGUGAUGCUAUACGUAUUUUCCUGCGGGAUAACGAAAUGAAAAUGAUCAAACUUUGCUAUGACGAGCCAGUCAUUACCUUUAUUACGAAGAACAAAAGCAAAUUGAAGAAGAUUCGAAACUGUCUUUCACAGUAUUGCCUUGAAAUAUCACUUGUUGACAACACCAAACUCUUACUGAAAGGAAUCGGCUAUGGCGUAGGUCAGGCAUUAAAAAUGGUUCACGCAUUGGCAUCAAAGUAUGAUGCAAAACUAACAGAGGAAAAUAGGUUUGAUUCUGAUAAUGAAGAGGAAGACGACGUAGAACGAUUUUCCGACGAAGAGAAGGCUGAUUCAGAUAUUGCUGUUCAAAUGUAUCUGGAUGUCGGGAGUACGGAUGCAGUCCUAAGGGCGCUGUGUUUUCCAGGUGAUGAUAGACUGAUUUACGUUGUGGCAAGUGAUAUUACUGAUCUACCAGUCGAGGCUUUGGUUAAUGCAGCAGAUAAAACAUUGAAACACAAUGGAGGACUUGCAAAGGCUUUAGUAGAGAAAGGUGGACGCUCCAUACAGGAGGAAUGCACGUUUCACGUUCAAAGAAGUGGCAAUGUCCAGGUAGGACAGGUGUAUUGCUCAGACGCUGGAACCAUGUCUUGCUCUGUUAUAAUACAUGCAGUGGGUCCAAAAUGGACUGAUGGUAAAAGUAACGAGGAAGAGAAACUGUUUGAAUGUAUAACAAACUGCUUGAAGAGUGCUUCUAGACUAAAACUUGGCUCAGUGGCGUUCCCGGCAAUAAGUGCUGGUUCGUACAAAUUUCCUAUUAGGGAUGCAACACUCGUCAUUGUAAAGGCUGUGAAGGAGUUCCUACUACAGGAGCCACGCUGUAGUAUCAGAGACAUCUACCUUUGCGACAAAGCAUUAAGUACUGCUGACGUGUUCACAAUGGCCUUGAAAGAUUCAUUUGACAAUGAAGACAUUGUCGUAUCAGAUGCAAAGCAAAUAACUAAAACGUCAGAGCACGUCAAGUCAGAAUCCGAAAGAUAUGAUGUUCGCCAACUUUUGUUCAUUUGAAUACAUUGUUAUUUAUGGAUAGGGUAUCUUCAUACCUAUACUUUUGUGCUUCUAAUACUCACUCUGACUGACUCAUACCAACAACCGUGUAUGAAACACGCUGUGUGGUGCUUGUAUAAAUGUACAUUUCUUAAGAUGUUAUUAUAAAGACGUUUGCUUUUAAUUCAGUCUCUAAAACUGAUUUUCUGAUCAAGCCGCUUGCCUAUCCUUGCCACAUCGGACCCAGCAUGUAUCAAAAUCAUGAAAAUAUAGUAAAUGAGACAUGUUAGAAAAUUGUUGCGU
Molecule: messenger RNA, 1879 nt
Organism: Mercenaria mercenaria
Lineage: Eukaryota; Metazoa; Mollusca; Bivalvia; Venerida; Veneridae
Product: protein mono-ADP-ribosyltransferase PARP14-like
Exons: 3
Coding region: 8-1597 (529 amino acids)
Biological process (GO): negative regulation of gene expression
Cellular component (GO): nucleus; cytoplasm
Molecular function (GO): transcription corepressor activity
Source: RefSeq, a predicted model, not a curated record